This is a messenger RNA of Marchantia polymorpha subsp. ruderalis, 1569 nucleotides long. NCBI's taxonomy places the organism in Eukaryota, Viridiplantae, Streptophyta, Marchantiopsida, Marchantiales, Marchantiaceae. The record is from the annotation of a GenBank genome assembly.
UUCUUUCCACCAACUCUGCUGCUCUUCAGGAGUCGAGGGAGGGGAGGGGACGGAGGCAGACGUUGAGCAGAGCAGGCCAAGCUCGAGAAACUCGAGGGCUCGCGGGGGCGGAUCGAUCAUGGUCUUAAGACGAGCAAGAAAAGUCUCGUGCCGUGAGCAGAGUGAUCAGAAGCAGUAGCACCAGUGGCGCGAGUGGCGACGGGAUUGAUUGGUCGACUGGUCGACAGUCUCCGACUUCGAUCUGGUGAUCGAUGUUGGUUUGAUUUGGGUCUCGAUUUGGUUGCGUAGGAAGGAGGAAAACAGGGUUUCUGGGCGGACGAGGCACGAGCAGCAGCGGGGAAUAUCUCUUCGUCGUCGUCAUCAUCAUCAUCGCGGUGAAGAUGGUGGUCCCGCUGUCGUUGAUCCGGCGGUCGUGUGUGUCGUCGUCGGUCGGCGCCGGGCGAAAUUGCACACAGCAGCUGCGCUCUCUCUCGACCACUGUGUCCACGAAUGCAAGUGCCCCAGCCGGAGAAGCUGCCCCCGUUGCUGCUGCUGCUGCGAAAAAGUCUCGCGGCGGUGGCCUGUUGUUGUUGCUGGUGGGCGCCGGAGCUGCCGCGGGAGUCGGGGUCUGGGCAUAUCCGCAGCUGGUGACUUCUCCUCCCGCUACGCAUCCCGCUCCUCUUCCUUCCCCACCUACGAAUCCACCCGUCGUCCCUGCAGCUGCCACGGCCGCUUCCCCUGCGCUCGACGCCGAUCCUCCUGCUCCCAAGCCCAAGUCCUUAUCUCCUCGUGAGGAGUUGGAUCAGCGAGUUUCGAUUUUGAAAGAUGAACUGACGGCCCUUCGAAAGCAAAAGAGAAGCAAGCUCGUGGACAUGAAGAAACGAUCGAUCAAGGACGAAAUUCGGAUGAUUGAGACAGGGAUCGCGAAGAUUGAGAAGGCCUAGACCGCCUCAUUUUAUGCUCUUUAGUAAGCAUCGACGGAUUUGGGGGGUUUUGAAACCUACGUUUGCGUGAUCACCUACGACGUGGAAUUUCAUUUUUCAGCGCUCAGAGAGCAGUCUUUGUGUAUAUGUUUGUGUAAAUGGAGCAUCAAUGUAAUCGACUGAAGGAUUCUGGCAGAUACGUAGACGUUUGGGUUCAAUUUUCCAGCUCGAAUCACUGAACCCGAGAGUUCUGUAAAAAGUUGAACGAUUGUCCAUGCAGGAAGGUUCUUCAUAGAAUCAGUUUGAACUCGUCAGCCUGGGCCUGAUACGAUGGGAAUCUCCCGAAUGAUAUCUCUGGAGCUGCCGUGCGGCUCGAAAACAAUUGCGUUUGUACAUUCCUAGUUAUGUGUGGAGAUUAUUCUUUUCUAUCCCAGACGCAUCUACCUAUGAAGCUCAGUUCCGUGUCUAUGCAAGAACAUAUGUCUCAGGUCUCUUGCCACUGGAACGGAUAUGGUUUCAUAACACCCGCUCCAGUAAUGCACGUGAAUUUCAUCACUUUAUGCUCAAGUCUCCGAAUUUCUGUGCACCAGUACAAUGAAUAAAAGGAUCAGUGCAUCUGGGCCAAAGAAAGCCCGAAUCGGGGAUCAGUGGCUCAUUGGUUUGUGUU